This is a messenger RNA of Teleopsis dalmanni, 2612 nucleotides long. RefSeq names its product ATP-dependent DNA/RNA helicase DHX36 (gene Rhau). Gene Ontology annotation, cellular component: intracellular anatomical structure; cytoplasm; nucleus. The record is from RefSeq and is a predicted model, not a curated record. Lineage: Eukaryota; Metazoa; Arthropoda; Insecta; Diptera; Diopsidae. Gene Ontology annotation, molecular function: ATP binding; G-quadruplex RNA binding; DNA helicase activity. The coding region runs from base 12 to 2576 and encodes 854 amino acids. The transcript is spliced from 10 exons.
UUAUCUUAAAUAUGAGUAAUAGAAUAAAGAAAGAAGGAUUCUAUUAUAUAUGUCCUAUUGUAAAAAUAACUGAAAGUUUUCGAAAAGAAUUGAAUAUAGUUUUAGAUAAAUUCAAAGCAAAAAGUAUUGAGUUAGAAGAAGCGCAUAAAUUAUUUCAAAUUAAAUAUGACAAACAUGAGCAUCGGCAUUUAAAGAUUUCCUACGAAAAAGCUCUUAUACAAAAUUUAACAACGCAAUUUAAUAAUUUCGCGCUUAACGACAAAUACAACGAAAAUUAUGCGCAAAGGUUGAAAUUGCCUGUAAUGAAGGCUGCGAAUAUCAUAAAAGAGGCGGUAACAACAAAUAACAUCAUAUUGGUGCUAGGAGAUACUGGUUGCGGCAAAAGUACACAAAUUCCGCAGAUUAUUUUAGAUAUGUAUUUAGAAAAUGGCAAAGCAGAUGAAUGCAGAAUCGUAUGCACGCAGCCACGACGCAUUCCUGCUAUAUCAAUAGCUCAAAGAGUCGCGGCAGAGAGAUGUGACAAGAUAGGAAAUUCAGUUGGAUAUCAAAUUCGUUUGCAAAAUAUUUCUCCGAGAGGUCCUGGUUCCAUCCUCUACUGUACAACAGGUGUUUUGCUCCAUAGAAUGCAAAUGAACUUCUUAUUAAACGAUUUUAAUGUUGUUAUCAUAGAUGAAGUUCAUGAACGAGGAAUAGAAGUAGAUCUUCUUUUAGGGCUGCUUAAGCGGAUCAUUGAAAUCAGAAAAGAAUUGAAGUUUAUUUUAAUGAGCGCGACUGUUGAUGAAAAAUGUUUUAUAGAAUACUAUAAACAUUGUAAAGUUUUGAGAAUAGAAGGUACUAUGCAUCCUGUCAAAAGCAUUUAUUUGGAGGACAUAUUAGCAGAAUUAAUAGCAAAAGGAACUUCGUUUAAAAAUUUUUUCAACAAGGAUAACUUCAGCGAUUCUCAUUACAGAAAUAUGAUAAUGCCUCAUAUGAAUAAUAUUAAAAAAACGCACGGUCAACGCGUAGCUGAUAUAUUACAAUAUCCAGAUUCUGAAGGCUGUUCAUCAAUAAAAUUAAUAGAAUGCUUAAUAUAUCAUAUAUGUGAGCAAACGGAUUCGGGCGCAAUUUUAGUAUUUUUACCCGGAAUACGGAUAAUUACUGAUUUAGGUAGAAUUCUGCGCAACAAUAAAAUAUACCAAAAUAGAAUAGUAGUAUAUUAUUUACACUCUACAUUAUCAAUUGCUAAGCAGCAAUUAGUAUUUAAAAUUCCUGAGAAAGGUGUACGAAAAAUAAUAUUGUCAACAAGUAUUGCCGAAACAUCAGUUACAAUUGAAGAUAUUGUAUAUGUUAUUGAUAGUGGACGAAUAAAAAUUAACGAAUACGAUGUUAGCACCAAUAUUGCUAAUCUACGAGAAACUUGGGUGAGCAAAUCCAAUGUUAAGCAGCGGCGAGGUCGCGCUGGUCGUUUAAAAGCUGGUUACUGCUAUCAUUUGUAUACUAGAGCGAGGGAAAACACUAUGCCUAUGCAAAUUCCGCCCGAAAUAACUAGAACACAGCUGCAAGAUGCUAUACUUCGUCUAAAAUUUUUCGCUAUAGAUAACGUAAAGGAGUUUUUUUAUAAUCUUAUGGAUCCACCGUUCGCCAAGGCAGUUGACAAUGGUAUUGAAUUAUUAAAAGUAAUUGGUUGUUUAGAUGAAAAUGAAAAGCUAACACCUAUGGGGUCCUGUAUUGCAACUAUACCUAUUGAAGUACAGUUAGCUAAAAUGAUCUUAUAUGGCGCCAUUUUCAAAUGUCUAGACCCAGUAACGACCAUUGCAGCAAGCUUCCUCUACAAGUCUCCGUUUGAGGAAGAAGAGAGAGGCAACGAGGUAUAUUAUACGAAAUCGAAGUUUGCUGAGGAUUCAUGUAGCGAUCUAAUCUUGCUACAUAACAUAGUUCGCAGUAUGCGUAAAGGCAUAAAGUUAGACGAACAUGCAGUUAACCAAGCAAUAAUGGAUGAUAUUAUAGAAACGAAAAAGCAACUUACAAGUUCGCUUUCAGUAUCAGGAUUCACAAAAACAUCUGAUAGUAGUGAAGCUGAGUUGAAUAUAAAUUCAAAUAACUUAAGCAUUGUUCGUUCUGUUAUUGCUGGUGCACUCUAUCCUAACAUAGUACUCCUAUUAAGAACACAUUCUCGUGGAAACAAAGUAUAUACCUCACAAGAGUUAGACACUACAGAAUAUAAAAGAGUACAUUUCUGUAAAAAUUCUAUAAAUUCUGGAAGACGUUCAUUUAUGUCUAAUUUCUUCGUUUAUUACAAAAUAUGUGGGAAUAGAAUUGAUGAUUCCACAAUGGUCUCGCCAAAUUCCUUAUUAUUGUUCAAAGAAUUAGGAGAGAAUAUUAAAAUAAGUGAUAAUGAAUGCACAAUAAUAGUGCGUGGCUCAUUAAAGUUUACUAUGGAGAUAUCUACUUAUAAAUGCCUCAUUAAAUUAAGAAAGAUGUUUAAUAAAAUAGUUGAAGCCAAAUGUCUAGGAGUGAAAAUGGAUAAUGAGGAAGACAUCUUAAGUGCCUGCUGCAGAUUUCUAAGUUCAAAUGAAGAUGAGUUAGACGAGAGUUAAUUCAAUGAGUCGACUGUUCAUCUUUAUCUAACAAGU